This is a messenger RNA of Ruditapes philippinarum (Manila clam), 1744 nucleotides long. RefSeq names its product cholecystokinin receptor type A-like. Gene Ontology annotation, cellular component: membrane. Gene Ontology annotation, molecular function: neuropeptide receptor activity. Lineage: Eukaryota; Metazoa; Mollusca; Bivalvia; Venerida; Veneridae. Bases 143 to 1261 code for a protein of 372 amino acids. The transcript is spliced from 2 exons. Gene Ontology annotation, biological process: neuropeptide signaling pathway. The record is from RefSeq and is a predicted model, not a curated record.
AAAAUUACUCAUUACAACCUUUUACAAUGCUAAAUGACUGACGAAAAUUAUACAAGUCUUUGAUUUACCAAUUCCACAAGGAGAGACUGUGAUUCUUAAUAAGAGAAUUAAAACUUCUUGUAACUCACCAUUGCAUUUAGAAAUGGAGUCAUCCUCCGAGCUGUACGAUGUAUUAGCCGAGCGUUUAGUUGGAGGGGUAGUAUUUGUCUCUAUUUUAAUGGUGAUCGGAUGUGCUGGAAAUUUGAUUGUUCUUCUAGUGUACACGUUCCGCAUGAAAGCGUCCAAUCACAGGAUAUUUAUCGUAUUUCUUGGACUGCUGGAUUUCCUGGCGUCAAGUAUCGCCAUGCCGUUUACAGUUGUUACAUUUCGUCAACCGGAAAUACUCAGAAAGACGCCGACGUGUAAAUUAUAUUGGUUUGCCAACUACUUCAUUUGUUCGGCUUCCGGCCUGGCUUUGCUGGUGAUAGCCAUUGAGAGGUAUAGAAAAAUAUGCGUUCCCCUGGGUUGGCAGAUGACCCGUCGGACAGCCAUCCUUUCGUGUUUUAUUGUACUGCUAGUGACUACAGUUUCAUCAUGGCCUGUCCUUAUAUUGAUAGGAACAACUACCAACCUAACGUCUACUCCAAGGAUCACGGAUUCAAUCUGCGCCACCGAGGAGAAAGAAAAUUACGACAUGUACCAAAUAUAUUAUCAUGGGGGCCUGACACUUCUGGUUGGUCCUUGUUUUGUGGCACUUGUCGUCUUAUAUGGACUGGUGUGGAGAGUUGUACGAAAAUACAAUGCGCAAAAACAGGAUAGAUACAAAUUUAUUGCAGCUGAUGGAUCUUCAGUAUCAGACCGGAAAACAUCACUUACGAGCGUCAGAAGUACAGAUAAGGCAAACGAUAUAUCUUACAUACAGGAAAUGACGUCAUCUGAUGACAAGCAAAGCAAGAGGAUCUCCUCGAAAGCCGAGACAAACACCCGUAAGAAGUUCAACGUAGUGAAGAAAACAACCAUUGCUUUUCUUUUGAUAACUGCUAUAUUUUUCAUAAGUUAUAUUCCAUACUUGAUUUUGACUAUUCUGAUAUAUUCAAAUACUAUUUCCGGGCUGACGUCAUCAGGUGUGGUGUUUGUCAAUAUCAUACGGUUCACACCGUAUAUAAACAACAUCGCUAAUGUGUUUAUCUACGGCUGCUUUGACGUGCAGUUUCGACGUGAAAUAAAAUCAGUUUAUAACAAGGUGACGUGCUAUAAAAUACUGAGAUUGACACAGACGUAAACUGACCAAAGCAGGUCAAAUUAAAGUUCACACAUAUUGACAAAUACCCAAUGUUGUAAAACGUUAUGGAUUCUGCUUUUAAUAUCUAAUGUUUGAACAGAAACUUCAAGGGAGGUAACUAGAGUCCUAGUUGCUCGCUUGCAGUAAUAUCAGCUUUUUCAUGACGGUAAAACAUGUAAAAUUAUUUGUGCUAUGUGAAAUUUUUGUCUGUUUUGCUUGUAUUGUAUUAAACACAACCUUGCAUGUCUGUUAUGACAAAAGGCAUAAACAUUUGCUAGAUACUGAAUACAUGUAUCAAAUUUCGAAUUAGAAAUAUAUAUGCACAAAUUAUGCAUAAAUGUUCAUAAAAUCAUGUUUAUUAAAGCAUAAAAUAUUUAGUUAUUAAUGUAAAAAAUCAAAACAGAUAAUUAAUAUGUCAAAACCGAUUUUAGAUUAAAAAUAUACUCUUUCAUUACAUGUUCAUAAUAAAUGAUCUUAAAAUCA